Meloidogyne enterolobii is the source of this 654-nucleotide messenger RNA. NCBI's taxonomy places the organism in Eukaryota, Metazoa, Nematoda, Chromadorea, Rhabditida, Meloidogynidae. The record is from the annotation of a GenBank genome assembly.
AUGUCAGCUCAUAUCUGGAACAUUGGUUUAUUUAAAAGAAUCAAUAACAAUGAAGCAGAGUGCAUUAAAUGUAAGGAAAAUGGAGAAACAAAAUAUUUGUUUAAACUAUCUGAUCGGAGUGUUAAGAGCCUCAUAGGACAUGUACGAAGCAAAAUACAUAAAGAUUCUGAAAAUGCAAAACAAUUCGAAAGGCUCGUGAACAAAGAACAGAAAACUGUAGAAGAUUCAAUUGACAAAUAUUUUCAGCAGCAUAGCAGUGGGAAUCUCAGUCAAUUAGACAAAAAAGUAAUUAAUUUGAUUGCAUGUGAAAACCUUCCAUUCCGUUUGGUGAAUAGUCCUUGGUUUCACUCCAUUGUUAAUCAGAACUGUGAAAAAUUGAAGGAUGAAUCACACUAUCGCAAGUGUUUACCCGACGUCUAUGCUGCGGUUAAAUUACGAAUUACAAGUGAACAAUUCACAGGAACCCGUUAAUGAUGAGGAAAUUGAUAUUGAAAUCAAAAAAUACUUAGGUCAAGGGUGUAUUGAUCAAAAUGCCGAUCCAUUGGAAUGGUGGAGUAUUAACGCUGGAACUUUUAAAAACCUGGCGCAAGUUGCAAAAAAGUAUCUUACCGCUCCCUCGGCAAGCAUCGCUAGUGAACAGUUAUUCAGUACGGC